Molecule: messenger RNA, 552 nt
Organism: Cladophialophora immunda
Lineage: Eukaryota; Fungi; Ascomycota; Eurotiomycetes; Chaetothyriales; Herpotrichiellaceae
Exons: 1
Coding region: 1-552 (183 amino acids)
Source: RefSeq, a predicted model, not a curated record
AUGAAGGUUGUGGUCGAAGAAUACAACGCCGAAUGGGCGCUCCAAUUCCAGCAAAUCAAAGGAGAGUUGCAGGACAUCCUCAGAGGGGUCAAAUACAUCGGCAUCGAGCAUGUGGGCAGCACGUCCGUCCCAGGAUUGGCCGCCAAACCCGUCAUCGACCUCUCUAUCAUCAGCAGCCGAGCCGACAUGGAGGCCGCCAUCGACGCAUUGACGUCAAAGGGAGGAUACAUCUAUAGAGGGGAAAUGGGCAUCCCGGAUCGUCAUGCGUUUCGAAAACCUGGGGCAUUCCCAGCGAGGCAUCUCUAUGUCUCUGUGGACGGAUGCCAGUCCAUCAGAAAUCAACUGGGGGUGAGGGAUAUUUGUCGCAAGGACCCCGCAGUUCGAGACGCCUAUGGCCGAAAGAAGCUCGAGCUGGCCCGACGAGACUGGAGAGACGUCGAUCAAUACUGCGAGGCCAAAAACGAUAUUCUAGCCUGGGUGCUGGAGAGGGCCGGAAUGAGCAACGAGGAGCGGGAGCAGGUGAGGCAACUGAACACGACGGCGACCUCCUAG